Molecule: messenger RNA, 1270 nt
Organism: Eriocheir sinensis (Chinese mitten crab)
Lineage: Eukaryota; Metazoa; Arthropoda; Malacostraca; Decapoda; Varunidae
Exons: 4
Coding region: 144-659 (171 amino acids)
Source: RefSeq, a predicted model, not a curated record
AACAUUGCCUCCCCGUCACGUCACGCGGGCUUUUUUUAUACCAAUUUGUUUUAGUGCCCUUGAGCUGUUUCUCUUGAUGAAAAAAAAUCCACGGAAACAAUCGGGGAACGGUUUUGCCUUAGGUUAGUCUGGUCUUGUCUCUGAUGACGGCUGGACUGAAGGCGACGAAAGUGAUGCCAAGUAACGCCGCGAGGACGAGCACGAUGCUGCCCCUUCGCCUCCUGCUGGCGGUGCUGGCGGCGGGGCUGGUGGUGGAGACAGCCGCUGCUUACGUCCCGCACGCACCUGUUGAACGCUUGAGGAGACAGCUGGCAGAGAAGAGGGGACCAGACGACAACAAGCCCGUCCAGCCUCCUGGACUGAUCCAUCGACCUCGAAAUGACCCCAGACCCGGCCAGCCUCCUGCAGGGAAGGGCCCGGCGGGAGGUGAUGCGGCCAAGGAUGGUGCACAAAACCAAUGCCAGAGCGAGAUUUGUGAGUUGCUGCGAAAAUUGUGCUCGAGCUCAGGAACAGGGCCAGUGAAGCUUCCCGACAAAAUCUGCGGCUCUCUGUUACCACUGUGCCUCGCCACCCCCGCCGUAGACGAAGACGCGAUGGCGGAGGUUCUGGACCCCCGUGAAGCCGAAGCCAACUGCUCACCAACAGGGCUUCACUUAUAAGUCCUGCAGGAUGGAGCCGUUCCGGACAGUCCCAGCAGUGAUGGUGGGGAAAAACGUGAUUGGCUGACGUCUUCCGACAGUUAAAUAAUACAACCAAAGAUACUGUUAACCGACCUUCUCGCUCACCAGUCCAUGGGUGUGGUCCAUCUUUCGAAGUUUCAAUCUUUUGUUCAACGACAACCUGAGUGGUGAGUCUGUUCCAUUCUUUCACUACCUUUAUUGUGAACCAAGUCUGCCCUUCUCCUUACUUAACACCAGUAUUGACCUACUGAUCUUAGUUUACCCACUGAUAUAUGUGUCCUAAAUCAUCUUUUAUUAAAAUCAAUCUAUUAACAGUAACUUUAUUAUCGGUAAGGUCACAACGCAAGCUACGACUUUCCAACGGAUACACAUAAAGGCGCUUUAGCCCAUCCCGGUGCGGCAAUUUUUUUAGUUCCUGAAAGGUGAUGACCAGCAGCCUCAGGAAUAAACGCGACAAGUGUUCCAACUCGCUGCUGUUACUGCACAAAACACAAUGAUCAAUGAUUUCUACGCCUGUCCCAUUGUCCGAUGAAAAAUAUGCAGCUUUUCGAAGACAUACGUUUAAAAUAAAAGAACCUUACAUUAGCAAA